Molecule: messenger RNA, 4350 nt
Organism: Pteronotus mesoamericanus
Lineage: Eukaryota; Metazoa; Chordata; Mammalia; Chiroptera; Mormoopidae
Gene: CDAN1
Product: codanin 1
Exons: 28
Coding region: 1-3711 (1236 amino acids)
Biological process (GO): chromatin organization
Cellular component (GO): nucleus
Source: RefSeq, a predicted model, not a curated record
AUGGCGGCCGUUUUGGAGUCGCUGCUGCGAGAAGAGGUGUCGGUCGCAGCCGCCGUGCGGUGGAUCGCGCGCGGCGCCGAGAGUUCCGAGGAUGACCCCGGGGAGGCGGCCGCGCUGAACUCACUCCGGCCCCUGCAGAAGGAAUUCGUGCCGUUUCUGCUGAACUUCCUGAGGGAGCAGAGCAGCCGUGUCCUCCCACAGGGCCCCCCAACCCCCGCCAAGGUCCCGGGCUCCUCGGCAACACUGCCAGGGAGGCCCGGGGGCCCGCCGCGGGGAGGCCGCGGGGCGCGCAGCCAGCUCUUCCCUUCGACCGAGACUUCAAGCGCUGCCGCCGCCGCCGCCGCUGCCGAGACCCCUUCGGCCCGCCGCGGGGGAAGGAGGCGGGGCCCGGGGCAGGCUCGCGAGCGAGGUGGCCGCGGCCCCGGGAGCCUGGAAGAGGGGUUCAGCGGAGAGAGCCUGUCCUGGGUAGGGGGCCGGAGGCCUAGGGCCUGUGGCAGCCCCGGCAGUCCCAGCCUCUCGCGCUCUCAUCCGCCAAACCUCAGCAACCUGGAGGAGUUCCCUCCAGUAGGCUCGGUUCCCCCCGGCCCUGCAGGCAGGACGAAGCCUUCACGCAGGAUCAACCCAACUCCGGUUAGCGAAGAGCGGUCACUCUCCAAGCCCAAGACCUGCUUCACUACACCCCCAAUCAACUGUGUCCCCAGUUCCCAACCCUCAGUCCUAGACUCUAGCCCUUGGGGCCAUGGCCUUCCCCCAGGGUGCAGAAGUCUGCAAGAAGAGCGGGAGAUGCUCAGGAAGGAGCGCUCUAAGCAGCUGCAGCAGUCACCUGCUUCCAUCUGUCCCAUCCCAGAAUCGGGGUUUUCCCUUCCCACCAGGACAGGAAACCUCACAGCUGAACCUGCUGACCCUGCGCAAGUGUCUUCCCGCCAGCGCCUAGAACUGGUGGCUCUUGUCUACUCCUCAUGCAUUGCAGAAAACCUGGUGCCAAAUCUCUUCUUGGAGCUUUUCUUCGUUCUUCAGCUCCUUACCGCCCGGAGGAUGGUGGCCACCAAAAACAGUGAACCUGAACCUAGUCCAGGAACCCUAGAUUCCCUGGAAAGCCCACUAUUUCAGACUGUCCACGAUUGUGUCUUCUUUGCAGUGCAGGUUUUGGAGCAUCAGUUUCAAGUUCUUUCCUACCUGGACAAAGGGACCUUGAAGCUGUUGGCCGAGAAUGAGCGGCUGCUAUGCUUCUCACCAGCUCUGCAAGGCCGCCUUCGAGCUGCCUACGAGGGCAGUGUUGCCAAGGUUUCUCUGACGAUGCCACCCUCUGUUCAGGCUGUCUCCUUUCAGCCAGAAACUGACAAUCGUGCAAACUUCUCCAGUGACCGAGCCUUUCAUACUUUUAAAAAACAGAGGGAUGUAUUUUAUGAGGUGCUUCGAGAGUGGGAAGAUCGCCAUGAGGAGCCUGGCUGGGAUUUUGAGAAGGGCUUGGGCAGCAGGAUCAGAGCCAUGAUGGGUCAACUCUCUGCAGCCUGCAGCCACAGUCAUUUUGUUCGGCUUUUCCAAAAACAACUUCUCCAGAUGUGUCAGAGUCCUGGUGGUACCGGGGGCACUAUCUUGGGUGAGGCUCCAGAUGUGUUAAGUAUGCUUGGAGCUGACAAGUUGGGGCGGUUGCGGCGCCUACAGGAACGGCUUGCGGCCCCUCAGAGCAGUGGGGGGCCCUGUCCACCCCCCUCCUUCCCAGGCUGUCAGGGAUUCUUCAGGGACUUCAUCCUGAGUGCCAGCAGCUUCCAGUUUAAUCAGCAUCUCAUGGAUAGUCUGAGUUUGAAGAUCCGGGAGCUCAACAGCCUUGUCCUGCCUCAGCCUGAGCCUAGUGAUGAAGAUGGGGAGUCAGAUGUGGACUGGCAGGGUGAACGGAGACAGUUUGCUGUGGUGCUGCUCAGCCUAAGGCUUCUGGCUAAAUUCCUGGGCUUUGUAGCUUUCAUGCCCUACCGGGGGCCUGAACCACCCCCAACCCGUGAGCUCCAGGACUCCCUUGUGGCCCUGAGGAGCCAGGUGCCCCCAGCCCUGGAUGUACGAGCUCUGCUGCAGCAGGGGCUGCAGGCCCACCGAGCGGUGCUCACAGUACCCUGGCUGGUGGAGUUCCUUUCACUGGCUGACCACAUUGUUCCCAUGCUGGACUAUUACCGCAGCAUCUUCACUCUCCUGCUACACUUACAUCGGAGGUUGGUUUUGUCAAAGGAAGGUAAAGGGGAGAUGUGUUUCCUGAACAAGCUGUUGCUGCUUGCCGUCCUGGGCUGGCUUUUCCAGAUUCCCACAGUCCCUGAGGACCUGUUUUUUCUGGAAGAGCAUCAGCUGGAUGCCUUUGAGCUGGAUACAAGAACUUCAGAGCAGAGUUUGGAUGGCAUGCCUGUGGUGGACCAGCACCUGCUCUACAUUUGUUGUCCCUACAUCGGAGAGCUCCGCAAACUGCUUGCUUCGUGGGUAUCAGGCAGCAGUGGGCGGAGUGGGGGCUUCGUGAGAAAAAUCACCCCUACCACCACCACGGGCCUGGGAGCCCAGCCUCUGCGGACCACCCAGGGGCUGCAGGCCCAGCUGGCCCAAGCCUUUUUCCACAACCAGCCACCCUCCCUGCGCCGGACUGUGGAGUUUGUGGCAGAGAGAAUUGGCUCUAACUGUGUCAAACAUAUCAAGGCCACACUGGUGGCAGAUCUGGUGCGCCAGGCAGAAGCACUUCUUCAGGAGCAGCUGUUGACGCAUGGACAGGAAGGGGGAGAUCCAGCCCAGCUGUUGGAGAUCUUGUGUUCCCAGCUGUGCCCCCACGGGGCCCAGGCAUUGACCCAGGGGCGGGAGUUCUGCCAAAAAAAGAGCCCGGGUGCUGUGCGGGCGCUGCUCCCUGAGGAGACCCCGGCAGCCGUUCUGAGCAGUGCAGAGAACAUUGCUGUGGGGCUUGCAACAGAGAAAGCCUGUACUUGGUUGUCAGCGAACAUUACAGCGCUGAUUAGGAGAGAGGUGAAAGCAGCAGUGAGUCGCAUGCUUCGAGCCCAGGGUCCUGACCCGGCUGCCCGGGGGGAGCGGAGGGGCUGCUCCCGUGCCUGUGAGCACCAUGCUCCCCUCCCCUCCCACCUCAUCUCCGAGAUCAAAGAUGUGCUCUCGGUGGCCGCGGGGCCCCGGGACCCUGAAGAGGGAGUGUCCCCAGAGCAUCUGGAACAGCUCCUAGGCCAUCUGGGUCAGACACUGCGGUGCCGCCAGUUCCUGUGCCCACCUGCCGAGCAGCAUCUGGCAAAGUGCUCUGUGGAGUUAGCAUCCCUCCUUGUUGCAGACCAGAUUCCUGUCCUAGGGCCCCCCCCACAGCACUGGCUGGAGAGAGGGCAGGCUCGAAGGCUCCUGCACAUGCUGCUUUCCCUGUGGAAGGACGACUUUCAGGUGCCUGUUCCCCUGCAGCUGCUGUUGAGCCCAAGAAACGUGGGGCUUCUGGCGGACACUCGGCCAAGGGAGUGGGACCUGCUGCUGUUCUUGCUCCGGGAGCUGGUGGAGAAAGGUCUGAUGGGACGGAAAGAGAUAGAGGCCUGCCUGGACAGCCUCCGUGAGGCCCAGUGGCCAGAGGACUUCUCUGAAGAAUUAGCAACACUGUUCAGCCUGUUUCUAGCUGAGCCGCAGAUGCCAGAACCCCAGCUAAGAGCUUGUGAGCUGGUGCAGCCAAACCGGGGGACUGUGCUGGCCCAGAGCUAGGGCAGGACAGGGACUCUGCCUUGAUGUCUCAGCAGAAGCCUGGAACCCCGCCUGACUCUGCCGCAGGAGGAGGCCCCAGGGCCCAGCGCCACCCCAAGUGCCCACUGCUGACCCUUGCUGGCACAGGAGCAGCUGAAUGAAAUCAGGCUUCCUGCUCACAUGUGAAGGAAGUGCGUGGCUGCCUGGCCUGUCGCCGACUGCGGGCUCGGCACCCUGAGUCCUAGAGGAAGGAGGAGGGUUCGCCUGAUUCAGGAUUAUGGUGGAAAAGGCUAGAGACUCCAGUCCUGGAGCAGAAGAGUUGGCAUUUAUUACUUGGAUACUCAAAGAAAUGACGGGUGUUGGCUUGAGCCCCACUUGCUGCUAUCCCAGCACCUCUCAAGACUAUGGUUUGGGAAAUCAUGACAGAGGCAAAUGACUUUCGGCUUAACUUGUGAGUAAAGUUAACCCAUGAAUCUUGGGAGUCUACAUUUUCUUACCACCAGCAGCUGGACUGCGUUCUCCUUAAAAGUGCACAACAGUGAGGUGGGGUGCUCCUGACAGAAGCCCGGCUUUUCCCUUCACCUCCCUUCCUCCACCCUGUGCCGGUAACACUUGACUCUAGCUCCAGCUCUUGCCCUGGUGCAGGGGCAAGGACCAGAA